GUAUUCACCCCGGUAUCCAGUCGUAUCUGGCUUCACCCCGGUAUCCAGUCGUUGUCGUAUCCACAACAAAUGAACUUUGGUCUACAGUCCGCUGCCCUCUUAAUGCCCCUCGAACGGAAGCCUAAAUGAUGAGGUUAACUUUAGAGUGAUUCUGCGUCGACAGCGUACGGAGCUCCAGUCUAACUAGGACGAAGAUAGAGGACUCAUCAACUGGAAACGCAACUGUUGAUGUUUCUUCUUAAGGCAGUGUCCCCCCAUCAUGCUGCUCUCUCACGCGGAGCUAUGGAGAGCGUGCCUGGAGCGCGUGUCCAGGCCGUGCGCGGUGGUCCUCGGCGCCGUUACCGCCGCCCUGUACUACCUCUGGCGCCGCGCGGGGCAGAGUCCUGUGUUGGUGUGUAGCGAUGGCUUCCGGGUGUUUCUCCAGCGCCACUGUCCCGUGGUGGCGGAGUGUUUCCGGCCCACGCCGUGGUGCUGGGGGGGGCGCCUGCAGACGCUCGUGCGCGCCCUCAUCAAGUCCAGCCCCCACGUCACCUACAGGAAUGAGCUGAUCCAGACGUGUGACGGGGGGCAGAUCUCUCUGGACUGGACGGAUAACUGUGGGAGUGAGCAGUACCCCGGCGGUGCUGUCCGGCCCACGGUGCUGAUUCUGCCGGGCCUCACCGGGAACAGCCAGCAGACCUACGUGCUCCACGCCGUCAGCCAGGCCACACGCAGAGGCUAUCGGUGUGUGGUCUUCAAUAACAGAGGCUUCGGAGGAGAGGAGUUGUUGACCCCGCUGACGUUCUGUGCGGCGGACACCUCGGACCUGGAGCGGGUGGUGAUGCAUGUGAAGGAGCUCUACCCACAAGCCCCUCUGCUCGGCACGGGAGUGUCACUGGGAGGCAUGCUGCUGCUGAACUACCUGGCGCGGAAGGGCAGCGAGGCGGGGCUCCUGGCGGGCAUCACCAUGUCAGUCAGCUGGGACACGCUGGAGUCCUGCGCCUCACUCGAGCAGCCAAUCAACUGGCUGCUCUUCAACCGCCACCUCACCGGCAACCUGUGCCGCACCAUCAAACGGCACAGGAGGAUUCUGGAGACCGUGGUGGACGUGGACCAUGUGCUGAAGGCCCGCUCCAUCCGUGAGUUUGACGAGCGCUUCACGUCCGUGAUGUUCGGGUUCGAGUCUUGUCUGGACUACUACCAGGCUGCCAGUCCCGGGUACAAACUGCCCAUGACCACCGUGCCCGUCCUGUGCCUCAACGCUGCCGACGACCCCUUCUCUCCUCAACACGCCCUCCCUGUGUCUCUGGCCCAGAGGCUGCCCAAUGUGGCCCUGCUGGUGACGUCUCACGGGGGCCACAUUGGGUUCCUGGAGGGCCUGUGCCCGCGGGGCGAGGGGUACAUGGACCGCCUGUUCGGCCAGUUCGCCCAGGCCGUGUUUGAGCACCCGUCCGCCCUGAAGCUGGCCUGCACCGCCACCGACGACGACGACCCCCCCGUGACCCCCUGACCUCGUGACCCCAGGCCAUGUUUGAGCACCCGUCCGCCCUGCAGCUGGCCUGCACCGUCACCGACGACGACGACCCGCCGACGACCCCGUGACCUCACUAGCCCCGCCCCCUUGCACUAACCUUCAUCUCAGGACCCCAUCCGUCAGCCAAUCAGAGCAGCGUAACACGGCAGCCAAUCAGAGCAGCGUAACACGGCAGCCAAUCAGAGCAGUGUAGUCUCCCCAGAGAAGGAGGUUUUUAGAGACUAAAGACUUAAAGCUUAACCCAACACACACACACACACACACACACACACACACAGACUUAAAGCUUUUAAAUAUGAAGUUUGAGAAUGCUGAAGGUGUGUGGGAGAAAUAUAGGAGCACAUUCUUCCCUAAGAG
This is a messenger RNA of Clupea harengus (Atlantic herring), 1870 nucleotides long. The record is from RefSeq and is a predicted model, not a curated record. NCBI's taxonomy places the organism in Eukaryota, Metazoa, Chordata, Actinopteri, Clupeiformes, Clupeidae.